CCGUCGCUCUGCUGCGAGCCUGAAUGCAUCACUCGCUGCCAUCCACUUGUCCUGCUUCCUUAUAUCUCUGCGGAUAUGUAACGAAACUUUAUAUACACUAAUGCGUGUGCCCAUCAGUGGAUGAUUGGCUGCUGUCGACGUUUUCUUUUUUUUUUUUUUUUUUUUUUUUUUAAUUAUUACUAUUUUUGUUGUAAUUGUUCCCCAUAGCGGCGCUGCGUUCACUUGCAGUGCCAUCGUGCUGCUUUAAAAUGAAGACUGGCUGUAAUCAAAUGAUGACGAUGGACACACGAUCUAUUACAGCACACGACCAAGGUGGCAGCAGACUCUGUGAUCAUCAUGUGCUCCCUCCAUGCAGAGGAAUAAUGCUAAACCUGAUGACAGUGGGAUCCGUAUAAAUGACCAGCAACACAAUGAACACCAGCGUUUUGCCAUCAGACCUGGUGGAUGUGCCAAGACAGCACACCUUCAACGGCACACCUGGCGCGCACACGCCUUCAGGUUGGGCCGUGAUCCACACCGCUACUCUGACCUUUUGCUCCCUCCUCCUCAUCUUCAUCUUCUUCCUGGGCUCUUACGGCAAUCUCGUGGUGUUCCUGUCUUUUUUCGACCCGGCAUUUCGCAAGUUCCGCACCAACUUUGACUUUAUGAUCCUCAACCUCUCGUUCUGCGACCUGUUCAUUUGCUGCGUGACCGCUCCCAUGUUUGCUCUGGUUCUCUUCCUGGAUGCAGGUGGAGGGGACGGCGUCUCCAAGAGUUUCUGCUUCGCCUUCCACUUGACCAGCUCGGGCUUCAUCAUCAUGUCCCUGGAGACGGUAGCCGUUAUUGCUUUACACAGGUUGCGCAUGGUUUUGGGGCAGCAGCCCAACCGCACCGCCUCCUUUCCCUGCACCCUGGCCCUCACUGCCCUUCUGUGGACGUCCAGCUUCACCAUGGCCGCUCUCCUUACCAUGCGAGCCUACCCACGAAGAGAUGGACCCUGUUUGCCGCAUUUUGGCCUGGGAAAUGGACAGGCCAGAGUUGUGUUGUACGUCUACCUGGCAGACUUUGCUUUUUGCGUUGCUGUGGUAUCUGUCUCCUACGUAAUGAUUGCUCAGACUCUGAGAAAAAAUGCACAAGUCAGGAAGUGUCCCAUUGUCAGUGUAGAUGCCACAUGUCCACAUCCGCCGCCUCCUCUCCUUGCAGCCGGGUUUGAGAGCAUGCAGUGUGCUGUUCAAGGCCCUUCUCUGUACCGCAACCAGACUUACAACAAACUCCAGAAUGUACAGACACACUCUUACGUCACCAGGACCAACCAGCCUGUGGUUCCUGGAGCGGCCCAGGGGGCCACAUGCUGUCAGAUCGUCUCUUCUGUCAACUUGGCAACAGCUAAAGACUCUAAGGCAGUGGUGACCUGUGUUGUUAUUGUGUUCUCCGUGCUGUUUUGCUGCUUGCCAAUGGGGUUUUCGUUGGCGCAGGACGUUUUGUCUCCUAAAAGUACUUUUGGACACUAUCAGUUUGAACUGUGCGGCUUUGUGCUCAUUUUUCUCAAAUCGGGCAUUAAUCCAUUUGUGUACUCGCGCAACAGCGCAGGCCUCCGCCGCCGUGUGCUGUGCUGCGUUCAGUGGGCUGCACUGGGCUUUCUAUGUUUCAAACAAAAGACUCGCCUGCAUGCAAUGGGGAAGGGGAGCCUGGAAGUCAAUCGCAAUAAAUCUUCCCACCAUGAGACCAACUCUGCAUACGUGUUGUCACCUAAGCCGCAGAGGAGGCUGGUGGACCAGGCGUGUGGGCCCAGCCACUCCAAGGAGUGUGGUGGGAGUCCCAGGGUUCCAGGUGUGCGCAAACCUCGCCUCCCAAGUACCUCUACGCCGAUCAAUACCCGCAUUGAGCCCUACUACAGUAUAUACAACAGCAGUCCCUCCGCGGGGCCCAGCUCUCCCACCAGCCUGCAGCCCGUCAGCUCUCAGACGUUUGCCUUUGCCAAAUCUUACGUAGCCAUGCACUACCACACUCACCAAGACGCACUGCAAGACUUUGACAGCACAUCAGCACACCAGAUUCCCAUUCCCUCCGUCUAAUCGGAGAACAAAAAGACUUGAGCAGCAUUGUGUUGUUAAAUUCAUGCAAAUGAAAACAGACAUUUUUAAUGUUUUUGAAAAUCAGUACUAACCUCUUGUUUUCUCCAUUAGAUAUAAAUGCUAUCGAGAAUUAUAAGCUUGGUUGUUGUAAUAAUUAAGUUGCUCUUUUUGUGUGUCCGCUCAAAAAACUUACUCUUUUACUGAUUUUAUUUCUCUUAUGGAUAGUUUCACAUAAAUCUCCCCUAUUGUGUGCAGGCUUGUGCCACUAUAACCCCCAAUUAUGGAGGUUUCCUCUGCCUGCCUCCCCUCCAGCUGACGUUUCGGAGCACUGACACCUGCUUUUACUUCGUCAGACAGCCAUGUGCGCCUCACAUGGCUGUCAGUGGAAUGUGGUUGCACUUCAAUGGACUUUUGCUUGUUAAGAAAAAUGUAUUUGUGAGCAUCAUGCAUUUUUAAACACAAUAAAUGUAUCCUAAA
Cololabis saira (Pacific saury) is the source of this 2531-nucleotide messenger RNA. It is a transcript of the gene gpr75, whose product is annotated as G protein-coupled receptor 75. Gene Ontology annotation, molecular function: C-C chemokine receptor activity. Gene Ontology annotation, cellular component: membrane. The coding region runs from base 396 to 2054 and encodes 552 amino acids. The record is from RefSeq and is a predicted model, not a curated record. The transcript is spliced from 2 exons. Lineage: Eukaryota; Metazoa; Chordata; Actinopteri; Beloniformes; Belonidae. Gene Ontology annotation, biological process: G protein-coupled receptor signaling pathway.